ACGUGACGAGGAGUCCGCCUCAGGGUUCAUUGUUGCAUUCGACGGGGGAAACUUAGCGAUAGGAAACACAACUGGAUCCAUGGCGCUGGCGGCGCAUGAAUCCGAGCGACAGCUUGUUCCGGUCGAAGAUGUCAAUGCGACUGACGCAUAUGGCUACACAAUGCUGCUGUUCGCCGCACGAGAUGGCGAUUUAAGAAGGUGCGCUUCCUGCUCGAGAAUAACGCGUCGGUGCACAUUCGCAACGGCUACGGGGCCACUACGCUCCAUUUAGCUGCAUCGUGGGGACACAGCGAGAUCGCUCGAUUGCUCUUGGAGCGCGGGGCGUCGGUGAAUACAGUAGACGACUCUGGCAAGACGCCACUCAUGAGAGCAUCUGCAAAUGGAGAGAAGAAGAUUGUGCGUUUGUUCCUCAAGCACGACGCCAACACGACAAUCCGAGAUGCCUUCGGGUGGAAUGCUGAACGUCUCGCGGCAAGUGCAGGACACAGCAAAAUCUUUGUAACACUUCAAAAACAUAAGUGUCGGCGGUCAGCGUCGCCCAAAGAGUCUUGGGCCAAAACUCUUGGGCCAAGAGUCCCAGCGGUCUUGCGGCGUUUUUUCAGCGCUCUGUCUGCACUCGCAGACCAGCGUGAAAGACGCCAAGCCCCAAUUGGACGUCGGCACCCCAUUCCUGUGGA
This is a messenger RNA of Phytophthora infestans T30-4, 677 nucleotides long. RefSeq lists its product as uncharacterized. The transcript has a single exon. Lineage: Eukaryota; Oomycota; Peronosporomycetes; Peronosporales; Peronosporaceae. Bases 80 to 271 code for a protein of 63 amino acids. The record is from RefSeq and is a predicted model, not a curated record.